Notodromas monacha is the source of this 1209-nucleotide messenger RNA. The record is from the annotation of a GenBank genome assembly. NCBI's taxonomy places the organism in Eukaryota, Metazoa, Arthropoda, Ostracoda, Podocopida, Cyprididae.
AUGCAAACCAAUAUUUCCAAACCCCAGGUGCUUGUGGAUCCAGCUCAUGAUCGAGCAGUCGGAGUUUCGUUCCGCCGAGCAGGUCGAGAUUAUGAUGUUCUCGCAUCCAAGGAAGUCAUUGUCUCCGCUGGUGUUGUGGAAAGCCCAAAGCUGCUCAUGCUUUCCGGGAUUGGACCUGCUGAUGAACUCAGGCGCUUAGGACUUAGCACGUGUUUGAAGGGUGCCACUGAGUCGAAACGGACGAAACUAUUCGAUGACGACGCUCAGUGGACUUCGUCCCCGUCGAACUUCGCGUUGACCUCGAAUUAUGCUCUGACCUCUUCGCAGAUUCACGUGUCGAAAGACUUGCCUGGUGUCGGCAAAAACAUGCGGUCUCACGUGGGUGCUGGUGGGAUCUACUUCACGACCUCGCAGCCGGUUGGAAUGAGUCUUUUCCGCGACCUGACGAUCCGGUCCUUGGCCAGCUACGCUUUCCGCGGUGGCGGACAAUUGAACAGCCCUGGUGGCUUGGAGGGAAUCGCUUUCAUCAGCAGCAACUACAGCACUGACCCAACUUGGCCAGAUGUCGAGAUACUGUUCGGCUCCACGCACAUCGCGUCCGAUGGAGGACUGGUUUAUCGUCGCCUGCUGAACCUCACGGAAGAAGUGUGGGAAACAUAUCGAGACCUGCGGUGGCGCGACGGCUUCAUGAUGCUGCCCUUCCCGACUCGACCAAAAAGCCGUGGCCAAAUCCGACUUCGCAGCGCAAAUCCUGAAGAAGACCCCGAAAUAAUUGGCAACUACUUCAAGCACCCUGAAGACAUGCAGAUUACUGUAGAUGCGAUCAAAUUUCUGAUGAAAAUCGCGGAGACCCCGGCGAUGAAGGAAGUCGGCGCUGAGUUGUACGCGCACACUUUGCCCGGCUGUGAGCAGCACACGCGAUUCUCCGACGCAUACUGGGAAUGUCACACACGUCACUUCACCUACCUGCACUGGCACGACAGUUCCACGUGCCAAAUGGGACCUGAAUAUAACCCGGAAACGGUCGUAGACUCGCGCCUGCGAGUCCACGGCAUCAAUAGUCUGCGAGUGGCCGACGCAUCGAUCAUGCCGGAAAUCGUUUCUGGAGACACUCAAGCUGCCUGCAUCAUGAUCGGGGAAAAAGCAGCCAGCAUGAUCAAGGAAGACCAUCAGCUCCUGACAGCAAGGUCAAGGCUGCUUCGAAUUUAA